Molecule: messenger RNA, 6012 nt
Organism: Choloepus didactylus (southern two-toed sloth)
Lineage: Eukaryota; Metazoa; Chordata; Mammalia; Pilosa; Megalonychidae
Gene: PTPN11
Product: protein tyrosine phosphatase non-receptor type 11
Exons: 16
Coding region: 183-1976 (597 amino acids)
Biological process (GO): protein dephosphorylation
Molecular function (GO): protein tyrosine phosphatase activity
Source: RefSeq, a predicted model, not a curated record
CCGGGCUGUGGGGGGGCGGCUGCACUAUCUCCGGGAUCCCCAGGCCUGGAGGGGGGUCUGCGCGCGGUCAGCUGGCUCUGCCCCCCCGUCCGGUCCCGAGCGGGCCUCCCUCGGACCAGCCCGAUGUGACCAGGUCCAGAGAAGCCUGAGCAGGAGCGGGUCCGUCCCGGAGCCGGAGGAACAUGACAUCGCGGAGAUGGUUUCACCCAAAUAUCACUGGCGUGGAGGCAGAAAACCUACUGUUGACAAGAGGAGUUGAUGGCAGUUUUUUGGCAAGGCCCAGUAAAAGUAACCCUGGAGACUUCACGCUUUCCGUAAGAAGAAAUGGAGCCGUCACACACAUCAAGAUUCAGAACACUGGUGAUUACUAUGACCUGUAUGGAGGGGAGAAGUUUGCCACUUUGGCUGAGUUGGUCCAGUAUUAUAUGGAACAUCACGGGCAGUUAAAAGAGAAAAAUGGAGAUGUUAUUGAGCUCAAAUAUCCUCUGAACUGUGCAGAUCCUACCUCUGAAAGGUGGUUUCAUGGACAUCUUUCUGGGAAAGAAGCAGAAAAAUUAUUAACUGAGAAGGGGAAACAUGGCAGCUUUCUUGUACGAGAGAGCCAGAGCCACCCUGGAGAUUUUGUUCUCUCUGUCCGCACUGGUGAUGACAAAGGAGAGAGUAAUGAUGGCAAGUCUAAAGUGACCCACGUCAUGAUUCGCUGCCAGGAACUGAAAUACGAUGUUGGUGGAGGAGAACGGUUUGAUUCUUUGACAGAUCUCGUGGAGCACUACAAGAAGAAUCCCAUGGUGGAAACUCUGGGCACGGUACUGCAGCUCAAGCAGCCCCUCAACACAACUCGUAUCAAUGCUGCUGAAAUAGAAAGUCGGGUUCGAGAACUAAGCAAAUUAGCUGAGACCACAGAUAAAGUCAAACAAGGCUUUUGGGAAGAAUUUGAGACACUACAGCAACAGGAGUGCAAACUUCUCUACAGCCGAAAAGAGGGUCAGAGGCAAGAAAAUAAAAACAAAAAUAGAUAUAAAAACAUCCUGCCUUUUGAUCACACCAGGGUUGUCCUUCACGAUGGUGAUCCCAAUGAACCUGUUUCAGAUUAUAUCAAUGCAAAUAUUAUAAUGCCUGAAUUUGAAACCAAGUGCAACAAUUCAAAGCCCAAAAAGAGUUACAUUGCCACACAAGGCUGCCUGCAAAACACAGUGAAUGAUUUCUGGCGGAUGGUAUUCCAGGAGAACUCACGAGUGAUUGUCAUGACAACAAAAGAAGUGGAGAGAGGAAAGAGUAAAUGUGUCAAAUACUGGCCUGACGAAUAUGCUUUAAAAGAAUAUGGUGUCAUGCGUGUUAGGAACGUCAAAGAAAGUGCCGCUCAUGACUAUACGUUAAGAGAACUUAAACUUUCAAAGGUCGGACAAGCUUUACUCCAGGGGAAUACAGAGAGAACGGUCUGGCAAUACCACUUUCGGACCUGGCCUGACCAUGGCGUGCCCAGCGACCCAGGGGGCGUGCUGGACUUCUUGGAGGAAGUGCACCACAAGCAGGAGAGCAUCGUGGACGCUGGGCCUGUGGUGGUUCACUGCAGUGCUGGAAUUGGCCGGACAGGAACAUUCAUUGUGAUUGAUAUCCUCAUUGACAUCAUCAGAGAAAAAGGUGUCGACUGUGACAUUGACGUGCCCAAAACCAUUCAGAUGGUGCGGUCUCAGAGGUCAGGGAUGGUCCAGACGGAAGCACAGUACCGGUUUAUCUAUAUGGCUGUCCAGCAUUACAUCGAAACACUACAGCGCAGGAUUGAAGAAGAGCAGAAAAGCAAGAGGAAAGGACAUGAAUAUACGAAUAUUAAGUAUUCCCUAGCAGACCAGACAAGCGGAGAUCAGAGUCCCCUCCCGCCUUGUACCCCAACACCAUCCUGUGCAGAAAUGAGAGAAGAUAAUGCUAGAGUCUAUGAAAAUGUGGGGCUGAUGCAGCAGCAGAAAAGUUUCAGAUAAGAAGACCUGCCAAAACUUCAGCACAGAAAUAGAUAUGGACUUUCACCCUCUCCCCAGAAAGAUCAAGAAAAGAUGCAAGAAAGUUUAUGUGAAGAAUGAAUUUCAAUUUGGAAGGUUUGAGUUGUGCUUGACUACCUUUUGAUAAGCAAAAUUUGAAACCAUUUAAAGACCACUGUAUACUAACGCAACAGUACCUGAUUUCCAGUUACUCAUUUUCUCAGACAACAAGAAAUCAUCUCUACAAUGUAGACAAUGUUAUAUUUUAUAGAAUUUUGUUUUAAAUUGAGGAAGCAGAUAAAUCGUCCUCUGUAUUUUGCCAAUGAUGGUGACUCAAAUUCUGGUUAUCAGCAUUUGUUUUUGUUUCUUUUUAUAACCUUAACAAAUUAAUUUUCUUUUCACUUUGUAGGGGAUGAUAGGAAACUUGUGAGAGGAGAAAUGAUUUGAGACAGUUAAGUAACAACAUAUGUAGAAGUGGGAACAAUUUCAUUUACCAUCACUUAUCCAGCAAUUGAUAAUUCAUUUUGAUGGCCUCUUUUUUUAGUUAAAUGAUAAUUAAGCCAGUGCCCCAGACUGUCAGAAGUUUUGACAUUGUAAAAAAUCAUGGGGAAAAAUAAUCAUGGGGAAAAACAAUCAUGGAAACCUAUGAAUUAGGAUAAGAGGUGUUUUUUCUUCUUAGCAGAUGACCAAUUACUACUUAGCCUUUUGACUGAGAAGGUUGUGCUGGGAAAACAUUUGUCAUAUUUUCUUUGCGUUGGAGUAAUUGUCUUGUAUUUAGAAAAAAGGCAUCUAUGGAUGACCAGUGCUUCAGUUAUCAAUUGUUGCUGGCAAUACCCCAAAACUUAGUGGCUUAAAACAUCUCUUUUUUUGCUCAUUCUUUUUCAGUCUGGGCUGGGCUCAGCUGAGCUGUUCUUCUGCUAGACUUGCUGGUGGUCACUCAUGGAGAUGGCAGGUGGACUGAGACACUGAGAUGGCUAGGCUUGUCUCUCUCUGCAUGUAGUCCUCAGGGUCUGUCCUUCUCCAUGUGGCCUCUCCAGCAAGGUAGCUGGACUCUUACAUGGCAGCUCAGAGCUCCCAAGAGUACAAAAGUAGAAGUGGCCAGGCCUUCUUAAGACGUAGGCCCAGAACUGUCACAAAAUCACUUUUACUGCACUCUACUGAUGAAAGCAAAUCAGAGGCCCAGUCUAGGUUGAAAAGGGCACUACACAAGGUCAUGAGUAUCGGGAGGCGUGGCUCAUUUGGGGCCACCGGUGGAACAGGCUGCCACUACCAGUGCCAUGGAAAAACUGUUGUUAGCAAAAGUAGAGGCUGCUAGUGAUGUCGGGAAGCUCAAGCUGCUUAAGCUGGUGUAAGCUGGAAGUCAGACUGAGGAAUAGAGGGCUUUUUAAGAAGCUUCCUAAACCAGUUCUGCCAGCUCUAACCAUAUUUUCUGAACCUUUACUUGGGAAAACCUGUCUCAUAAGGAUGGAUGUGUUAAGGGGACAGAACAUUUGAAAGUAGAACUACCCCAUUGCUGUGGCGUCUAUAGAGUGAGUAGAAUGCAAUGGUUUCUUAAUGCCACUGAUUUGCAGUAAACUGGAAUGAAAAGGAGCAAUCCUAACAAGGCCUCUAACCUUUAAUUAGCAGUAGCUCAUUUUUGUUUUAACCAAGCAGUAAUAUGUGCUAAUGUUCUACCUUAAGUGCCUUUCCCAAAGACAUCUCUCUUUGCCCUGUGUGUUGAGUCAUCAUUCGGUGAGUAUAUUUCAAUUAAAGUAUUAUUGGUUGUCUUUGUAAAGAUAAUAAAAUGCUAUGGCAACUUUGCCCUUAAGUUUUCUUGCUUUUAGUCCUGAAAGGAAGGACUAGGUCCAGCCCUGAUAGUAAGACCUUUUUGAACACCUUUGAAACCCUGAGAUAGUUUGGGCAGAGCCACACUGCCGUUUUCAUAGCCAAAAUGUACAGUGAUCUCUUCUUUCCUCUCCACCCUUACUCCACAAACAUCCAAUGAACUUAGAGUUGCUUUGGAACACAGGUGUGGCCUGAAGGUAACUACCUGCUUAGGGGAAUGUAAAUGACUACUGUCUUCUUUUCAAGCCUGCAAAGAAAGAGUUUCUAGUUCAGUAUUUGCAACAAAGAUCUUGUGAAAUCCUGUUCUUUUUAUUGCAUUGUCACAUUGAGUAGUUCUCCAUUUUGUCUUGAUUUUUGUGGUAAAGUUUGGACUCUAGACUUUGGGGGCAGUCUUUCACCAGCAUAGAAGGGUUUGAUUGUACAAAUAUUAUCUGCUGCAUUAAUCUCUCUGCCUGUAGCUUAAGAUGAGUUGUUUUUGCACUUGCAACUCAAAUGCCUGCUCUUAGCUAGAUUUUUAUAGGACAUUAAUUAAUUUAGAUGUCCCUCCACUAAGUAAGCAAACGAUCAUAUUGUUGUGUAAACUUAUGCCAAGACAGGAUUUCCGGUAGUCCCCAGUUUGCUAAAGCUUGUCCAGUAUGUUUGGUAAAAGGUGAUUGCAAGUCAGAUGUGGUGACUUUCCAUAGGCAGAGGAACUGUGAAGAUGGGGGUGGGGGUGGCUCCAGGGGACGAUUUAAAAAAAUCAUGGAAAGGAAAGCUCCAAGGAUGUGGUUUAUGAGGCAGUGAAAGGGCCAGGGUCAUAGUAGUCAGUAGUAGGUGAAACAGGAAACCUGGAAAAUAGGUGUUAGAGAUAUGCAAUUGCAGUUUGCAGCCAGGGAGUAUUUCUGGGUUGUUGGUAGACUCUGUAUUUGUACAGCUUCCUAGAGCUGGCUGAGUAUAUGGUGAAGAAACGAUCUGGCACAUGAUAUUGGGGUUAAAGAAAAAAAAAUAGCUAAAUUGCAGUGUAUUAAUGGGUUUUUUAAAGAAAAUAAAAAGACACCUCAUAUCCAAUGUGUGGCCCUCUUGAAAAUUAUGCUUAUCUCUCCCACUGAAAUCAGUGACUUCACAUAUGGCUAAUUGGGAAUGAGAAAAUAAAUGUGUGAAUAUCUCGGUGCCUCUGCCUUCUUACAGAGUCUGGUUGCUUUGGUACAGCCAAGAAAAUUGUUAAGAUUAUUCUUAGGGGUUAUCUUACUGGGAAUUUUAAGAAGUAAUGUAACAUCUGGGUUAUUUCUAGUUCAGGGGAAUGUGGAAAGGGAUGCAGUUGUGAAGUGUUUUGUUGUAGAUUAUUAAUCCAUAAAGGAAACUUAGACUGUAGAAUUAGUACAAACCUGAUGCGGUUUUUGUUUUCUGUAUGUUGUCGGGGGAAUAAAGUUUUAUAUAGCAAGCACAUGGCUUCCCUGAUUUCAAGAUACCUUUAUUAGGAUCUGUAAUCCCUUUAUUAAUUUUGUUGAAAUCUUUUUCCCUCUUCCUCUUGAACAAUAAGUUCCAAAAUGUAGUUUAUUAUAUCUUCCAUCACUAAAAAGUUUGUUCUUUUUUCACCAUGGGCAGUUCACAUAAGGCAUAAAUAUUAAACAGUUGGUUUUAGUAUGUCAUAUAACUUUGCUAUAUAUCAAAACUAAUUCUUACAAGUUUUCCUUUUGAACCUCAAAACAUGUAAUUAAUAAUUUGCCUGUUUAUUUAUGACCUAAUUGUGAUUCUUUUAUUAAUAAAAGCUAAUGAAAAAGGAUCCUUUAUCAAGCUGAUGAGUAGACCUACCUUUACUUUUCCUGCAGUAUAUGAAGAAGUAUUGUACCAGAGUAUUAAAAGAUAUGUAAUAUUUUAUUGAUAAAUCUAUCCUUUAAAAGGAAUACGUUUUAGGAUGUCAUCAUUUUGAUGUGAAUCAUGUAAAUGUUGAUAAUAUGCAGUUUAUUAUACAUUUAGUGUUUCAAGAGAUUCACUUAAUUGCCUUUUGCCCACAUAUAUUAUGUAGUCUAUUUACAGUUGUUUUUUUUUAAAAAAAGACAUUUAAAGAAUAGUUUAUGUCAAGAAACGUUAGUGGAUGUUGAUUGUCUCCCCACCUGUAUUUAUGGGUGUUAGUUCAACUGCUUUGCUAGUUGCAGAGCUGUGUUAUCUGAAUAAAAGUGUAUUUGUAAACUGUAUGGGAACUAAAAGUUAGGAAUAAAACCAUUUUCUUAUAUUA